AUGGAAAUCGGAGGCAGAAAACUGAAAAACACAGAAACAAUGGCCGUCGAAUCGGUUACCCAAUCAGCACCACCGCCGAGAUCGAAACCAAACAACACAUAUUUCGAAAACCCCAAAAUUCCCAUAGCAGUUGCUCUUCUCAUUGCCGAUGCCAUCUUCGUCUUCCUCAUCAUCGCAUUUGUCCCCUAUACGAAGAUAGAUUGGGAUGCUUACAUGUCACAGGUUAAGGGGUUUCUAGGAGGUGAGAGAGAUUACAGGAACCUGAAGGGUGAUACUGGUCCUCUUGUGUAUCCUGCUGGUUUUCUGUAUAUUUACUCUGCGUUUCUUUAUCUUACUGGUGGAGAGGUUUACCCUGCUCAGAUUUUAUUUGGAGUUUUGUAUAUUAUUAAUCUUGCAAUUGUUCUCUUCAUAUAUGUCAAGACUGAUGUGCUUCCGUGGUGGGCUCUUUGCUUGCUUUCUCUGUCAAAACGAGUGCAUUCUAUCUUUGUUCUUCGUCUCUUUAAUGAUUGUGUGGCUAUGACUCUUCUUCACGCCGCAUUGCUUUUACUCAUGCAUAGAAGGUGGAAUCUGGGUUUGAUUGUGUUUAGUGGGGCUGUUUCGGUAAAGAUGAAUGUGCUUCUUUAUGCUCCCCCUUUAUUGCUCCUCAUGCUAAAGGCUAUGGAUAUCGGUGGUGUGUUAUUGGCCUUAGCUGGUGCAGCACUGGUUCAGAUAUUAUUGGGGCUUCCUUUCUUGGUUUCAUAUCCAGUUGCAUACAUAUCAGGAGCCUUCAAUCUUGGCCGUGUUUUCAUCCAUUUCUGGUCUGUUAACUUCAAAUUCAUCCCCGAACCAGUAUUUGUAUCCAAGGGAUUUGCGAUCUUUUUGUUGGCUGCUCACCUCAUAACUCUUGCUUCAUUUGCACAUUGUAGAUGGUGCAAACAUGAAGGAGGGCUUCUCAAGUUUCUGCAUUCAAAAUAUGUCUUUAUGAGACUGAGGUUUGCACUUUUCUUCUCCUCUUUUAAGAAGUUUGACGAGAGCAGUUCAUCGUCCAUCAAGAUCCUUACUAAAGAACAUAUUGUGACUACUAUGUUUGUUGGAAACUUCAUUGGCAUUGUAUGCGCUCGGUCGUUGCACUAUCAGUUCUAUUCAUGGUACUUCUAUACCUUACCAUACUUAUUGUGGAGAACACACUACCCAACAUUGAUCCGAUUGUUUUUGUUCGUGGGAGUGGAGGUGUGCUGGAAUAUCUAUCCUUCAAACAACAUUUCCUCAGCUGUACUUCUCUGCCUUCACUUAAUUAUUCUCUGGGGUUUAUGGUCUGCUCCACCAGAGAAUCCUUAUGCAGAAAAAGAACCAUCGUCCCACAAAGACAAAUAG
Molecule: messenger RNA, 1353 nt
Organism: Vicia faba (fava bean)
Lineage: Eukaryota; Viridiplantae; Streptophyta; Magnoliopsida; Fabales; Fabaceae
Source: the annotation of a GenBank genome assembly